AUGAAAAAAAUCACAUAUCAAGUAUUAUAUCAAUAAACUAGUCUUAUUAAGAUUUAAUUUCGGAAUGGAGAGACUGUUUUAUCGGAUGGUUAUAGGAAAAAUGACAACAAAAUAAAAAGAGCAAAUCUCUAUAUUUUUUUCCCUCUCAGAACUCUUAAGGAAAAUAUUCUUUACUUUCUCCUACUCAUUUUAUAGGUUUCCUCGUCUUAGACCUUAUAUUUUGUAGGGAUUCUUCUGGUCAUACAACAAUGGCUAGUUGAUUUGUACAAUCUUAUGAAAAUUAAAAAAAUGGAUAAAAUGAUAAAUAGUUAAGAAGCAAGAGUAUUAAAAUAAUGGGAUGAAUGUAUUAUCAAUAAAGAAAUAAUUGAGAAAAUCAAGGAAAGAUUAACUAAGUAGGAUUAGAGUGAUUACAAUUAAGGAAGUAAAAUUAAAUCAUAAGCUGAAAAGAAUUCAUAAGGAAAAGUAGUUGAACAGGUGUAAAACUAGAAAAAAGGAACUAUAGUUUGUAUUUUUUAAAUCUAAUUUUAAGCCAUUAUAUCAAUCCCGUUAUAGAAAGUAUCUUAUAAGCACCAAUCGAGCAUUAAAAAUACCAAAACUGAUAAUGUUAAUAAAUAUAAUCAAAUGAGUCCAUUGAUUGAAAAGGAUAUUGCCUUAAAAUUACAGUAAGUUUAAUUGAUGGAAGCUGAACCAUUAAUAAUUGAAGUUAAAAAGAGAGUGCCUAGUAUGUUUUUGAGAGAUGCCCUUUCAACUUAAUAGAAUGUAGUAUUGAAUGAAAAGUUGAAAAAAAUUGAAAAAGAUAAAAUGAAUUUGAUUAAAAUCUAAAAUGUUGAAAAUAUAAUGAUAGGUGAUGUGAUUAUAUUAGAAAGAAAUCAAAGAGCACCUUGCGACAUACUUGUUUUGCAUUGUAAUGAUGAAAAUUUUAGUGUGUAACAUUAACUAUGUGAUUAUUCAUCCACAACAGUAAGAAAACCUGUGAUCUAAAAUAGAUGUAACUUAUUAAAAUAUACUUUAAGCUGAUUCUCAGAACUUAGCCCAAUUUAAAAAAUCUUUGACAGGUAAUAUCGUUUGUUAAGAACAUAAUUUUAAAAUUAAGGGAUUCUUUUAAUUAAAAAAGGAUCCUUAAUCAAGAAUAUUUGGAUUUGAGAAUUUUAUAUUUUGUUAGGAAAAAUUACUAGCAACGCCAUGGGUAUUGGGGAUUGUUGUAAAAGUAGGAAACAAUUGUUAAUUUUAUGCUCGAUUUUAGGGAGAACUUAGAUUUGAGAACUUUUAAUUUCUUCCUCAUUACAUGGUUAUUUUGGUCAUCACUAUAGUAAUAUUUUACUUAAAUUUAAGAUUUAAAUUAUUGUUUACAAUUAAAACCAUGUGUUGUAGAAUUUGAGAUCGAUUACUCAAAUUAUAAUUGAUAAUUGUAUAUUUUUGAUCUUAAUGGUUCCUCAUUUCUAUAAAGUAUAUUAUAAGAUUUGUAGCAUUGUGCAACUUAAAGGAAUAGGAACUAUUUAUUAAAAAUAGAUAAUGUCGUGUUGCAUAGAUACAUACAUUGAUAAAUAAUAUAUUACAGUAAGUGUAGAUGCAUUUAUUGAACACUCCUUUUCACUACAAUGUAUUAUUCAUGAUAAUAAAUUAUGUGAAUUUGAUGAACCAAGAUUUCUUUAAUUUUUACUUUAAACUAAUGCAAAUCCCAGUAUGCAGAAUGAAGUCUAAAAUGCAGAAAAAGAGGGUAAUUUUUACUUUUCUAUUUUUAGAAUAAGAGGAUUUUUUACAAAGGUCUUAAGUUAUUAACUCCCUACUACAGAGUUAAUGUUCAGAUGAUCUUAUGAGUUAACGAGAAUAAAAAGUACAUCAGAUUCCUAAAUCUGUUCAAGGCAAAUUUAUCUAUUAUGAAUAGUCAGAACAAAAAGAGGAUUCGAAUAUCAAUAAAAUUGGUUUAAUUUAACAAGAUUAGGCAUCAAAAGAGAAAACAUUAUCUAAAAACCAUGAAGCUUAUAAUGAAACUAUUCAAAGAGCAUCCAAUCUUUUAGGAAAUUCAAAAGGAUAUCAUUCAUCAAAAGAACCAUUUAAAUCAGAAGAAUAUUAAAUAGAUGAGCAAGAGUUAUGUUAGAAUAUGAUGAGAAAUGAUGAACCAGAUGAAUUGAAUCCAUUAUUGCUAUAAUUAGCUAUAAAUCACCUUGCUUUUUCUAAGAUAUUGAUUACUGAAAAAAAAGAAUAAAAAGUGAAAAAUAAGUUCUUAGGUUUAUUAGAUUAGAAACAAAUAAGUCUGGCAAAAGCUAUGGGCUAUGAAUUCAUAUGUGUCAAUAAUGUUUAGUAAUUUAAUAAUUGUAAUAAUUAGGAAUAUCUAGCAUUAUAUUAUUUAGGUUAAUCAAGAAUUCCAUUCAUUCAAAUUAGUCAUAACAAAACUAGAUAUUUAAAGACAAAGGUUGUUUAUGCUGUUUGAAAUGAUUCAUUUUUAUGGUCACGAUAAAUAGUUUAUUUUAUUCUUGAGAGAAGGAAAUGUAAAGAAGAAUGAAGGCAUUGAUGAUAAAGUUUGGAAACAUCAAUAUGAUUAACUUCAUUACAUUUAUUAUUCAUAUUGUUAUUUAACCUCAGAUAGUGCAAGUUUAUUUUUACAAUCAGUAGAAAGUAAUAUACCAGAUAACUAAUUAUAUACUUUGAUGGAAUAAGUAUUCAAAUUAAAUAUCAUUUUGGGGCUCAAAUAUACUUUGAAACCUGAAUGUUAAGAUUUCAUGAAAAAUCUAAGGAAAUCUGAUUAUCAAGUGUUUGCAUAUACUCAAAAUUAGGAGAUCUAUUCCACUUCUAUUUUGUAUUAAUCUGAACUUAUACAAUAAAAUGAUUUGGUCUUGCAUUUCAAUUAAUAAAAUGAAGAAGAUUUACGAGCUUAUUUUAAAUAAAGUUUAUUAGAUUUUUCAAAUACUUUUGCUGAUGCGAGCAUUAAUUCAUCCUAACUUAUUUAAGGUCUAGACUCAUAAAACAAAAUAAUAUUCGAUAAAAUCGACCAAAAGCCCAGAACAAAGAAAAUAAUAGUGAUGAUGAAUAAUUAAUCAUUGCAGUAUAUCACAGAGAACCAUUAUUUUACGAGCAAUCUAAAAUUAAUCCUUAGCUUCACCAAAGUACUAUUUCUUUAUUAAGCAACACAAGAUUAACUAAAUAUUAUCUAAGACAUCUGGUGUACUUCAGCAAAAACCAUUAAUAUAUUAUAUGAAAACUAAAGCUUAUUAAGAUGCUUCUAUGGGUCUCAGUUACAAAUUUUGCAGCUAUAAUAAUUCAGUUUAUUUAAAAAUCAAAAAAUAGAAAAAGUAUAGAAAAAUAAUUUCUUUUCGUAACUCAUUAUCUCCUUAUAAUAAAGAUUAAUAUUUGAGAAAUGCUAUUUCAACGAAAUGCAAAUCAAUUCUAAUACCGAUGUUAUUUUACAAGGUUUCAAAGAGUUGGAUAGACUUCUUUUCUUUUAAAGUCCUCUUCUAAAGAUAUUCUUUAGAGCCUUAUACUAACAAACUCUAUACAAAACAAUAACAUUUGUUUCUACCUUUACUUUUGUUACUCUUAUUUAUACAUCAUAUACGCUCGACUAGAUGGACUAUUUAAUAGAAAUCAUAUUUUACUUUUACAUAUACUAAUUCAUUUUAUUUUCCAUUUAGCACUAUUCUUUUUUUGAUCAAUCAAAAAAAUUAAAAUUCCAUAAGGAUUAAUCUAUUUUACUGAAAAAGUACUCAUAACACAAAUCAUCAAUUGAGACAAUAAUCAUUAUGAUUGUAAAACACAUUAUGUAAGGAGUUCUUAUUUCGUGUAUUUUUAUUUAUAAAAUGUACGAUUUGGAAUACUAUUUAUAUAUUUAUAUGGCUAUUAGUAUUAGCGAUAUUUUUUAUUUGAUGAUCAAUUUGAAUUUCAUAGAAGCUAUAAUUUUAGCUGGGAUAUUUCCAAUCAUAUUUUAUUUCUAUAUAUUGUUUGACAACAUUCAAAAUGAUGAAUGGAAUAAGUCAAUAGACACUGAAGAUAUAUUUACAAUUAUUUUGGGAAUAUCCUUCCUAUUGAUAACAAAUCUUAUCUUUGAUUAUGUUUAGAAUCAACAUAUUCUCAGCAUACCCAGAAUCGAUGAAGAUUUCGUUUCAUAUUUACACUACAUCUAAACGAUGAAAGCAUCAAAAUAAAAAAAAACAAAGUUGACUAUUUUAUAAAAUAGAGUAAAUGAGCUUUUUGAAAAUAUUGAAUCAGUAGAUUUAAGUAUUUAAAAAUGUAUAUUAUACAAUUUUAUUGAUUAGUGCUCUUAAAUUAAUAAAAUAGUUAAAGUAAAUUUGGUUAAUGGCGUUAACAAAUUUUCAAGAAGGCACAAACCAUAUUAAUGUGGAAGAAGAAAUAAAUUAUUCAAAGUUUCUAAUUGCUUUUUUAUCAUAACACAUUCUUAAUUAUCAUAUACUUUUACCAAGAUAGAACUGAUUUUUUUUUGGUUGUCUAUUUGAUAACCUUCUCUCUAUAAGGAUUAUAUUUUGCAAUUCAACUAUUCGUUUAAUUACCUACAAAUCAAUAAGAAUACCUAGAAUAUGCUAAAUUCUUUUUAUCAACCGCUGCUACUAUUUCUAUAUUAUUUGUUAUGAAAUCUGUUGAUAAUAUCAACCAAAUUUUGACAAUUUAAUAUUUUAUAGUUUAUGAAUUGUCGAUAAAAUUCCAUCCCAUUUAUGACUUCAGAGUAUACAUAAUAACGGCUGUUGCUACUAUUCUUGGAUAUAUUGUUUGGUACAUAGUUGAAAGCGAUUCAAUAAUUUCAAACAGGAUUGCUGUGAUAUAGUUUAUAAUUCUAUUUUCUGUUUUACAAUACUUGGUAAAGAGUUAUGUAAUUAAAUCAAAUAAUCCUUUUAGUUUAUUCAAUUAGAAGAGGAUCAAGCCUAGAAUAAGUUGAAUUUUAUUGAAUAAAAUAACAAGAUUAAUGACAUAUUAGGUAUUUUAUUGCCUAAAUUCAUUCGGGAUAGAUUAAAUGAAAGUAAUGAUCAAUUAAAUUGUAAUAGCUGACCAAUAUAAUAUUCAUUAAAAUUAAGGUUUGGUCGCAAUUGUAUUUUGUGAUAUUUGUAACUUUGACCAAAUGGUGACUGAAGAAAAGGAUAAAAUAAUUACAUUUUUGGAUGAUAUUUUUAGAACUUUUGAUAAAUAUUGUUAAAUUUAUGGGGUUCAAAAGAUAGAAACAGUUGGAAAGACUUACUUAGCAUCAGCAGGUCUCAAGGCGUGUGAAUAAGAAUUGGCUUAUUUAUCUUAAGUAGACCCAGUUUAAAGAGCCUUAAAUUUGGCCGAGCAGAUGAUGAUCUAUAUCAGAUCAAAGAUGUAAGUUUCUUUAUCAACCUAGGUGGGGAUAUAAGGGCUAACAAUUAGUUGGUAAAAUUGGCAUCCAUUUUGGAGGGGCUAUAAGUGGAGUUAUAGGAUUUCAUAAGCCUCAAUUUUCGCUUAUUGGAGAUACUGUGAAUACGACGAGUAGAAUUUGCUCAACUGGUUUGGAGAAUGCUAUUACAUUAUCAGAAUAAGCUUUUGAUUAAUUAAAAAAUGAAAAUAUUGAAUUUGAAAUAAGACACGUUGAGAUGAAAGGCUUGGGCAAUAGACCGACUUACAUUUAUAAAGGGAAGAUUAAACAUAAAGAAAAAUAGUUUUAGAUAUAGAGUGAUUUGGACUUAUAGAGUAAGGAUGCUAGAAGUUAAAUGGUGAGGAAGAAUCAUGAAAUUUUUAAGAAGGAUCUAAAAAAAAGGAAAACUAUUUUGACUUUAAUCGAUACUAUGAAAUAGAGAAUGGAUUCUAUGUAAGAAUAAGGAACACAAAAUGUAUUUGGAAUAAAACCAAUAGAACCAAAUUAUUAUUAAACUUAUGAGGAUAAAUCUGGGCAUUCAAUCAAAUUGUUAUAACAACAAGAAUCUGAUGAGAAUUACACUUAAAAGUCGGAUGCCAAAACAAGUACAUUCAAAAGACUAGUCACUAUGUUUUAGAAUAAGUUUUAACUUGAAAAUUAUUAACCAUAAAUUGAUGAACUCAUUGACUAUGAACAACUAUUGGUAAUCUUAUAUAAAUUAAUUAGAGAAUGUCAUUCUGUUGAAGAAUGAAUAUACCCUGGAACAUAAUAUAAUUAAAGAAACUUCUUUUAUGUAGUUAUUGCAAAUAUCUUAUUAUAAAAAAUAAAUGAGUCAGUUUGUCAGCUAUGAAUAAUAUCAAGAGUUCGUCAAGAUUCAAUCUAAAAAUCAAACCGUAUAAAAUUUAAGAAUAUAUGUUCUUUAUUACAUUAUUAAAUCUUUUUGUUAGGUUUAAUUUUAUGAAAAUUUCAACAUGGGCUUAAUAGGAAUGUAAUGGUUCUGUUGUUUACUUAAUCUGAUGUAAUUUAUCGUAAAUAACAAACAGUAUUUUGGAAAGUGGAAGAUUUUCAUAAUAAUUUUACUAUUUUUUGAAGCUUUACUAAGUGGGCUAGUGAUAGAACUUGUGGAUGAUGAUUACUUAAAAAACAUUCAUGUCUAUGAAAUAAUCUUCAUCUAAUCCUUGUUUUGCAGUAUUCAAAUACUAAGCUUUUGGAUAAAAGUGCAAUUUUGCAUUACUGUUGCAAUUUAUUCUACUAUUAUCCUGGCAAUUGAUGGAACAUAAAUCGUUUCAAUAUAUUUUAUCCUAAUCAGUUCCAUGUAUAAUAUGAUAUUGAUUUUAUUGAUUGAAUAAUAAUAAGUAAGUUGUUUUAAUUAAAAAAUAAUCUAUAAAACAUAGCAAUAAAAGGAAUCGCAAUUACUGUAGUAUUUAUUACCAAAACAUAUCUUAAAUAAUUUCUUAGAUGACAGAAUUAACAAUAUUGGUAUUUGUGAUAAAAUCGAUGAUCUAACCAUAUUAUUUGCUGACAUAGCUGGUUUUACUGAAUACUCAAGCAAAGUUAACCCAGAAGAAGUAUUGGUCAUGCUCAAAAAUUUAUUCGUAGAAUUUGACAGGAAAUGUUGUGAUUUGAAUGUAUAUAAAUUAUAUACUAUUGGGGACUGUUAUGUAGCAAUUGGAAUGAUUGAUUAUCAUAACAGAAAUCCUCAAUAGGAAGCUAAAAAUAUUAUAGAUUUGGCAUUUGAAAUGAUUAAAAUUAUUGCUUAAGUCAGGAAAUAAAUCAAUUUUGAAGGACUAAACAUGAGAAUAGGAGUACAUACAGGGCCUGUAUUUGGCGGUGUGAUGGGUACAGAUAUUGUUAGAUAUGACAUAUAUGGACCAGAUGUACUAAUAGCCAAUAAGAUGGAAUCAAAUGGAGUCAAAGGGAAUGUACAAGUGAGUUAGUCAACAAAGAAGUAUUUGGAGGAACUUUAUCCAGAUCUAUAUACUUUUGAAUUGAAUGUUAAUUUAGAAUUGAAAGCAAUAGGACGAUAAAUAGAGGGAUACUUAGUGAAGAAGUAUGAAGAAGAUCCCGUUAAUGAAUAAAAUGUCCCAUUUUGA
Molecule: messenger RNA, 7407 nt
Organism: Paramecium octaurelia
Lineage: Eukaryota; Ciliophora; Oligohymenophorea; Peniculida; Parameciidae
Source: the annotation of a GenBank genome assembly